CUCACCACUCCGCCUGUUUAUUGAUACCUGCAUGGCCACAUCAGAAGCUGAUGGAGAUUCUGAUCUACAGUAUAACAUCCUCCACUUCCAUGGAUGUUUGAUAGAAAGAAAUUCUCAUGAUGUAGGACCAUCUUUCAUAAUUCCAAGGACUCAAUUGGAAACACUACAAUUUACCAUUCCAGCAUCCCAAGUUGCUGGAGACGAGAACAGCGUGAUCUACAUUGCAUGCCAUCUGAAAGUCACUGCAGCUGCCCAGGAGCCAGAUUUCUUAAAUAAAGCUUGCUCAUUCAACAGAGAAAGGGAGAUGUAAGUACUAUAUGUGCUUCCAUAAAGAAAAGAGACUGAAACGUUUCUGAAACACUCUGACAUGUUUUUUUAAAUUUAUCAGUUGGUUACCU
Messenger RNA from Ahaetulla prasina, 398 nucleotides. RefSeq names its product zona pellucida sperm-binding protein 3-like. Gene Ontology annotation, biological process: binding of sperm to zona pellucida; egg coat formation; positive regulation of acrosome reaction. Bases 32 to 310 code for a protein of 92 amino acids. Gene Ontology annotation, molecular function: acrosin binding. Lineage: Eukaryota; Metazoa; Chordata; Lepidosauria; Squamata; Colubridae. The record is from RefSeq and is a predicted model, not a curated record. Gene Ontology annotation, cellular component: extracellular matrix. The transcript is spliced from 3 exons.